AGUUGAUGUUUAUUGGCUUAAGGACGAAAGAACCGGAAGCUGCCCUUAAAAAACGUGGCGAUAUUCUAGCUUCAUUAUGGUUGCAUCAAUAUCUCAGGAAACCUGGCAUUGUAUUUGGCCACUGACUGGCCCUGAAAAGAUGACGCUAUCCUUUUCACUGAGGUUCCAAGAGGACCAAGAUAUUUGCCCUCAAUUCUAAUGGCGGCGCUGCCUAACUUGGCUUCUUGCCCCUAGGGGUGAUGGCCACCAGGCGGCUUCACUUCGUUUCUUACCACCCCGGAAGACGGGGACCGGCGAUUGGGCGGUACCCGAAGACUCCGAAAAGAAGGCUCUCGGCGGUUGGGCAGUGUUGGGUAAGCCUGGUUUUAAAGGAGCCGGAGGUGGGAGCAGCCGAAGACCCGGGAUCCGCGGGAGGCGGCGGCCACAGCCUGGGAUCCCCCAGGGACCCCCCGGAGCCGCCGCUUUCCCCAUGGACUUGCCCAGGGACUCCAGUCCGCCUGGCCAGCCGCGUCUGUGCCGUCAGCCCCUGGCUCGAGCAUUAUGGGGAGCCAGAAGCCCGAAACGGCCGAGGCUGCAACCGCUGGGGGCCCCUUCUCCCCUGGAAAAGGCCUCUCGGCGGGUUCUGGCAGUGGUGCUUGAAGAUGUCAUGACCUCCCAUAUGGUCCCCCUGGUGCCCAAAGAGGAGAACUCCAUCCCAUGGCACCACAGCUACCAUCGGGAUUCUGUCCACAGCCAGCCACCUGCCUCACCACUCCGGCAGGCUGUAUGGUCCUCACAGGCCAGGCUUCCCGACCCACUGCAUUUGUGCCGAGAGCCCCUGAGCCGCAUCCACCGGUCUUCUACUUUGAGGCGGCAAUCAAGGACAACCCCUGGCCCAGAGGAGGGCCCUUCACAAAAGGUGGACCGGGUCCCCCAACCUACCCUGGUGGUGAUGCUGGAAGACAUUGCCAGACCCCGAGCUGAGGGCUUCGUCCAUGAGACCCCCAAUUUUAUCAUCUCAGCACAAAGAGCUGAGCCCAUGAGGAUGGUUCACCAGCCAAUGCCUCCACUCAGGGACCUAGAAGCCCCAUUCCAGCCAUCUAUCCUGCCUGAAAACCCUCCAGAGAGCCCACCACCAGCCCCAGAUCCUGCUCUGGAGCCCCCAUCCACUCCACUACCGUCCAGCCUUUUACGUCCCCGUCUCAGUCCCUGGGGCUUGGCCCCCCUCUUCCGUUCCGUCCGCUCCAAGCUGGAGAGCUUUGCUGACAUCUUCCUCACACCCAAUAAAGCCCCACAACCCCCACCCCCAUCAACCCCCAUGAAGCUGGAGUUGAAGAUCGCCAUCUCAGAGGCCGAGCAGUCUGGGGCUGCUGAGGGCACUACAUCUGUCAGCCCCCGGCCCCCUAUCCGCCAGUGGCGAGUUCAGGACCGCAAUACCCCAGCACCUCUCCUUAAGCCCUCUCUGGGCCGAAGCCACUCCUGUCCUGAUCUGGGGCCCCCUGGCCCAGGUACCUGCACCUGGCCGCCUGCUCCGUCCCAACCAAUCCGGCCACGGCCACGGCGGCACACUGUGGGUGGUGGGGAAAUGUCCCAAGCCCCACCACCCUCUCGGCCCUGUCUCCGGAAAGAGGUCUUCCCUCUCGGAGGAGUGGGAGCCUCCCCUUCUCUCGCCACAUCUUGCUUGUCCACGGCAUCCACUUCCUCCUUCUCCGAACCAGCAGAACCCAGAUUGGGCUCAACCAAGGGGAAGGAGCCAAGAGCCUCAAAGGACCAGGUGCUUUCAGACCCUGAGACCAAGACCAUGGGAAAGGUUUCUCGGUUUAGAAUACGCAGGACACCAGUUCGUCCUCAGCCAAACCUUACACCAAUGGGGCUGCCUCGACCAAUCAGGUUGAACAAGAAGGAGUUCAGCUUAGAAGAAAUUUAUACCAACAAGAAUUACCAAUCACCUACAACCAGAAGGACCUUUGAGACCAUCUUUGAGGAACCCCGGGAACGAAAUGGGACUCUGAUUUUCACCAGCUCAAGGAAACUCCGGCGGGCUGUAGAAUUUCGGGAUAGCAGCCUUCCUCGGUCCCGGCGGCCAUCCCGUGGGGUCCGGGCUACAGCUGGCAGGACCUUGACUCCCAACCUGGCUCCCAGCCCAGAUGUGGGACCCCUGCUGCAGCAGCGGCUGGAGGAGCUAGAUGCCUUGUUCUUGGAGGAGGAAAAAGUAGAUGGGGAGGAGCCUCAUCGGACCUAGGAGCUCUUGUUGGUUUAUAUAUCUAUCCAUCCUCAAGGGAGGUGAAACCUCCAAGGCAGUUUUAUUUUUUUCUCUAUAUUUCUAGUAAAGUUUUCGAUAUGUUUCUGA
This is a messenger RNA of Nycticebus coucang (slow loris), 2329 nucleotides long. It is a transcript of the gene PRR14, whose product is annotated as proline rich 14. The transcript is spliced from 12 exons. Lineage: Eukaryota; Metazoa; Chordata; Mammalia; Primates; Lorisidae. The record is from RefSeq and is a predicted model, not a curated record. Bases 470 to 2221 code for a protein of 583 amino acids. Gene Ontology annotation, cellular component: nucleoplasm.